Molecule: messenger RNA, 138 nt
Organism: Aspergillus niger
Lineage: Eukaryota; Fungi; Ascomycota; Eurotiomycetes; Eurotiales; Aspergillaceae
Exons: 2
Coding region: 1-138 (45 amino acids)
Source: RefSeq, a predicted model, not a curated record
AUGUCAGAGAUUAAUCAGAGAAAGAAAGAAAAAUCUAAAAACAGUCCCUUCCUAGCCACUAAUACAAGUCAAACACAAGCUAUGCACAUCGCAACGCAAACCACCCGCCUCGCGUUCCCAUAUAAUAAUAUGAACUAA